CUUUCCCUCCACUUUUUUACCGCGAGAACGAAGCGCGGCAAUAGCAGAAGUAGCUUCCGGGUAAGCUCUGGCUAUCUCAGUUCCAACCUCUGGGCUCAGAUCAUCUUCAAUUCUCCACUUUGCAAUGCAUCAUUUAGGGUUUUGCAAAUCGAUUAUAGUUCUUGGCAUUCAUCUCAUUUGAAACUUGUUCUGCAUAGAACAGAUGAAGAUGAAGGAAAGGAAGCACCGAAAAAGAAACAAAGAGACUUGCGAUAGGAUCAGCCUCCUUCCAGAGACAAUUCUGCGCCAAGAACAAGCUUCUUGUCCAAGAAUUGGAGGAACCUUUGGACUUGUAUUCCUGUUCUAGACUUCUGGGAGCCCAUAUUUUAUAAUUGAAAACUAGAAUAUUAUUUCUUUGAUCUGGUAAAUGAUAGAGAUUACUACGAGACGCGGAAAUGGAAGAAGCAAUCGGCCGAUUUGGUUGCUAGAUCCGUACGUCUUCAUGAGGGCCAAAAUGUUCGUGAACUCAAGAUAAGCUUCCACUAUCUUGACUAUUAUGAUCUUACGACUCGUGCUGAUCAAUGGGGUUCGCUUUGCAUUCACAAAUUUCCCUGUGGUCGAUCUGAACUUCUCUGGUCGUCGUUGUAAUCCUGACCCUUGUCCUGAAAAGCUUUAUCAGUUGCUUCCUUGUCCUUAUCCAUCCAAAUUGUUGAAAGUUCUGAAAUUAAAUUUUUUCCUGCUUAAGCCAUUGGAGCACAAGAGUUUUCCUCACCUAGAGACCGUGAUUCUGACUGAAGUUUAAUUACCAGAUACGUCGGUUCAAGAUCUAAUCUUUAUUUGUCCUCACCUGGAAUCUCUACAUCUGAAGAGCUGUUAUCUUCCGGAAAAUUUUAGUAUCGGCGCCCCACAUUCGCUACUCAAGCACUUCUGGUUGGAUUCAUGCUUGAAGUUAUACAGAAUAUCAGGUUUUUGAGUCCCAUAUAAACGUUCCAAGUCUUUUGCACUUUCAGUUUGUGGGGAAGAUGGUGGAUGGAUUAUUUGUAAAGAAUUUAUCAAAGCUUAUUGAUGCAAGGUUGGAGUUUCAACAGGAUUUACUUUUUACUACUCAUGGUGGAACGCUUUGUGAACUUCUGGAGGAUAUGGAUCAUGCCAGGGCUUUGACCCUUUCAAGCUGGUGUCUCCAGGCUCUGCCAAUUGUGGAUGAACUUGAUGGGUUGCGAGAAAUUUUACCUUCUCCAGUCCACAAUCUAAGGCAUUUAACACUUCAAACAGGCUUGGACAACUAUGGACCUGUUGGGUUAGCUUGCUUGUUGAGGAGCUCUCCUAAUCGGGAGACUCUUUCAAUAGAUAUUUGUAAUUCUAUUAAGAUGGAUUGGGAGUACAUAGAUGAACCUGAAUACUUGGAUAUUUUUCAUCUUGAUGGGGGAAAAUUUGGGGAGUCACAGUUGCUUCUCUUUGAUUGCUUAACUCACCAUCUUAAGAAAGUUGAGAUCAAUGGCUUUAUGGGACAAAACCAUGAAAUAGGGCUAAUAAAGUUUUUGGUGCUGCCGAUAAGAGAUGGAGUUGAUGGGUUACAACAAAGUUUGCCUUCUCCACUUAGGUAUCUGAAGUAUUUAACAGUGAACACAGGAUUGGACAAUUGUGGGGAAUUCUUGGACGAUGCUAUGGAUUUAGAUAAUUUUUAUUUUGAGGGAGAGAAGUUCUGGGAGUCACAGCCAUUGCCAUUUCAUUGUUUACAUCAUCAUCUCUGGAAAAUAGAUUUGUUUGGCUUUGAGGGACAAGACCAUGCAAUAGAGUUGGUAAAAUAUUUGCUCAAGAAUUUGAUAGUCUUGGAGGAAGUGGUCAUUAAUUAUGUGGAAUUCAAGUCGUCAUCCCAUUAUGAGUGUUUGGAAUUCCUAGAGGAACAGAUGAAUAAUCUUCAGAAGUUGUUGGCCUUCCAAAGAGCUUCACCUUGUGCUGAAAUAAUAUUCUCUUAGAAUUUCUCUUGUUUCCUCUUUUGGAGAUCUAGUUCAGAUUAAAAUCAAUAGUUGUUUUGGCAGUGACGUAAUCCUACAUCAAGAGAGUUUGGGCACUCUUUUAUCUAAUUCAAGGAAUCAUGUUUGUGCUUCAGAAUGUAAAUUGAUGGAUCUCAGAUCUAGACAUUUCUCCUGACCCUGUUAUUGAUAGCCGUGUCUUCUGUACUACAGAUGAUCCAGACAACAUGUUAGGAAGAACCAACUCUUCCUUUUUUCUGAACUAUCCCGUUUUUUGUUUGUGGUGAUGCUACUAACCAUUUGAAAGCAGCUUCAGGAUGGGCUUUUGGCAUCUUUUUUCAAGGUUGAUUUAGAGCUAUCAGUAUUAGUUUUGAGCCCACAAAGCAGCAACUGGAUGCAGAAGCUUUGGGAAUUCUGGAAGGCCUGAAAUUGGCUUCUCACAAGGGAUGGAAUAUCACUGAAGUUUGGUUCUCAACAAAGGAAUUAUUUCAGCUUAUUCGGCAACCAGAAGGAUCCCGGCCAUGGCACUCCUUUCCUAUUUUUUUGGAUAUUUACUUGAAUUAUAGGGCUGUCUCAUUUUGUUUCACUAGCACUAGUAGUACAUAUCUACGAGACAGGUAAGCAAAAGUAAGAAGGGAACCUCUGCUUCUUGUAGAUCUUGAUUCAUUUUCUUUAUUGAGCUGAUCUAAACACUAUUGAGAUUAUCUAAACACCAUUGAGCUAAUGUGAAUCA
Molecule: messenger RNA, 2685 nt
Organism: Macadamia integrifolia
Lineage: Eukaryota; Viridiplantae; Streptophyta; Magnoliopsida; Proteales; Proteaceae
Exons: 6
Coding region: 1002-1955 (317 amino acids)
Source: RefSeq, a predicted model, not a curated record